GCCUUGAAGCAUAGAGAUCCCCGCCCUUUUCCACUGACAUUAUCGGUCUGACCCAUCGAUAAGGCAUUCUCCUCCUCCCUCAGUGCCCACGCCACAAAGUUUGUUACAUUCUGGAAGGGAUGCAGAGAGCGUCGGCGUGGAUCCGACAGUGGGAGAUGCAGGAAGUUUCAUAGCAGCAGCGACCGCAAGCAACAUUUGUUACAAAUAAGACCACCUCCCUGCGUGCACGCAACCUGUUCCGGAGCAACGCUGUCCCCAGUGCGACCUGCUACAGCCACGGACCAUGUCAGAGCACCGGCUGAUGGUAGAGGAACUCAACGAGCUACUAGCAAACGACAGCGGCUUUUACAGCCUCCCAGCCCAGCACUGCAAUGAAGUUUACUCCAGGAUAUAUGUGGGCAAUGCGUUUGUUGCACAAAAUCUUAUGAGGUUAGAGCGACUGGCGAUAACACAUGUGUUAAACAGUGCGGAAGGAAACUCAUUCAUGCACGUUAACACCAAUGCGGAGUUCUACGCAGGGUCAGGGAUCACGUACCAUGGAAUUAAAGCCAACGACACAGAAGCAUUCAACCUGAGUGCGUAUUUUGAAGAAGCUGCUGAUUUCAUUGACAAGGCCUUGGCACAAAAGGACGGACGUGUGUUUGUGCAUUGCCGUGAAGGAUACAGCCGUUCACCUACUCUUGUGAUUGCUUACCUCAUGCUCCGACACCAUAUGGAUGUCAAAACAGCUCUGUUAACCGUCCGUCAGAAAAGGGAGAUUGGUCCAAAUGAUGGAUUCCUGCGACAGCUGUGUCAGUUAAAUGAGAAACUAGUUAAGGAGGGUAAACUUAAAUCUUAACUAUUUUGGAAGUAGCCAGUGCCUGAUGGGAAUUAAUAGAUGCCUGAAGUCUCAGUGUACCAAAUGUUGUAUGUUGAAUUUAGGACUGGGACGAAGUUUCAUUGUUUCAAUAAUUUCUUCAGUGGGAUUGACUUUGUUCAUAGGAAUUUAGGAAAAGGUCAAGAUAUCAGCAAUCCAGCAUUAUGUUUAACAUAAUUUCAUUGUCUCCAAAUUCAAGGGCCCUUGGAAUCAGAUUGAUGCAUAUUGGUCUUUGGAGCUUUAUUGUUUUGGAUUGUAACGUAGGAACAUUUCUAGAUUUAUUGUGCUGAGUUACUGUAUCAAGUUACAGCUAAUGAUGUGAAUCAGUUAGACGCAGCCCAGUAUUUUAGUGCUCAGGUCUUGCAGUUAGCUCAUUUACUUGAGCUUGAUGCAGUUUUCAACUGAGUACUAUACGCAUGCACAUUUUCCUGUGUUACAAAGUUGCUUUAUUGGUGUACUUUAUUGGCUAUAAUACACCCUGUAAAGGAUGUGAAAGGUGCUAUGUAAAUGAAACUCUCUUUCUGUCUUUCACCUUAUCUGGUUGCUUGACAAGUUAGCACAUUGUGGAACAAAGUAUCAGCUCGCCAUUUAAUCAGCAUCAGAAUUGCAGGUGUUCCCCAGUCUUCCGUACUUUGGGGCUGAAUUUUUUUUCCUUGUGUGAAUGGAUGAAGAUCAAGUUCUUUAUACACCUUUAUACAAGGGAACCAGUAGAUAAUUACAUUUGUCCACAAAUGAAAAUCAAAAAAAAUGAGGGGACCCAGACUUCUGUUUUUCUUUCCAAAUAUGUUUCCUGCAUUUUCUGUUUUUAUUACCAUUUGUCUUUAGUUCAUCUAAGGGGAUAAAAACUCUCAUGAAUAUUUUGACCAAAUCAUUAGAAUGUUUUCUCCCAACUGAUGCAUAUACUAAGUAUAUGUUGCUGUGCAUGGUAAUAAAAGCAUUCUUGUAAUCAAUAAUGUGCAGGCAGUUCAUUCCCUUGGUCAUGGCCUGUUAAUGGGUUUGGAGUCCUUGAGCUGAAAUCAUUAAUCCCAAUAUCACUAUAAUAAUUUUGUGAACAAUUGGGUCCAGACCAGAUCUUGUGAUAUUUUUAUUUUCUGCUGCCCUCGACCCAGUCCCCAUUUUGAUGGUUUAUGAAGUACGAUACUUAACAAAUUUGUUGGAGAAUAUAAUCCCUUUAAUUAUCUUAAAGUUCCACCAAUAGCUCAAUGUGCUACUUUGUCAAUUCUAGAAAGCUUUGUUUCCAGCAGAGAGUAUUGUAAAAUGGAGUUGGUUUAGGUAGCAGGGAUACUUAAUGGACCUGCGGAAGAAAAUUGAAAAAUAGCUUUGGUCCUUGCCAUAUUUAACUAAUUUGCACUUGUAAGUUGUUGUAAUUAUUUCUAUGUCUGGAAAGUGUGUGUUAUUAAGACUGUAGCAAUAAGAUGCCUUUCAUAUUGUCAGUUGUUCAUGUAUGUUAUAUAAACUGUGUUCUUAACAUUACAGGCAUCAUCUGAAUUUAGCAUGAUCUAAACUUCUUUAUCAUCUCUCGCAUUGCAGCUCCUGUCAAAACCUUUGCUGUUUGCCUGCUUGAACAUUGUGCUAAACUGUUCAGUGUUCUUGGCUACCAGGUGCACAGAGAAAAAUCACUUUUAGUAGGUUAACAAGCUUGAAGUUCCAAAAGGCAUUUAGCACUGAAAACAAAGUAAGCUGUACCUUUAAUGUUGGGUCUGUCAAAAUAUGGGUUUGCCCAUUGGCUAAGUGGGUAUACACAAUCCAUGGUACAGCAGUGUUCUGCAUAAACUAUAAAAGUUUUGAGUUAGUUUAUUUGGCCAAGAGCAGGUGGGUACUAAAAAUUAUCCGUAGUAACUGAGCUGGGGAACAGAAGACUCCCAACUUCAAUUCACUUUCCAUAGGCUCAUGUUGGAAGGCCUCUAUUCAAAAUGUUGAGUAAAGAGCACAGUAAGGUAUAAGUAGCUCAGUUAGGCUACUGAUUGUUGCUCGCACAUAAAGAAUUAUUACUUGGGAGGUAUUGCCCCCAGAACCCAUGUAAAUGCACACCAGUAUGCCCGAUUAAAGGAGGAAAAUGAGAACAGUUUGGAAGGUGUGAGAAAGUGAAAGUUAAGGUACAAUUUUAUUUGGCCUGUGAUGUUCAUUUUACUUGACUAUCAUGUUUUUAUUGUGUAGUUUCUGUAUUUAAUUCAUACGAGGCUCUUGUUGGUUCACAUUGUGUCUGAAAAUCCCAUGCAUUGGACUUCCAGCAUGUUGAGUAGAGCGAACAAGCUGCAAACAGUGCAGGGCUGGUUUGGGACCUUUCUUUUGUCUUCCAAAGAUCUGUGACUAUUACAUUUACAACAUAUUCCCCUCGUUGCCCAACAAAAGAAAGAUGAAUGAUUGCUGCUACUUGCAGAUAUGAAUAAAGAUUGAAGUUAAUCACUUAUGAUAAUAUAAGAAAGAAUGCAAAUGUUCUGGGACUUGGUACCAAGUUUGUCUGGCAGGCAAUUGAAGACUACCUGUCAUUUACCACUUUGAAUUUAUGGGUUUAUAUUAUGUAUCUGAGAGGAUAGAGAAAAAAUAUAUUGAGUUAAUGCUGCAAUAGUUAAAACAUGGGGUAAAUAUUACUCACAAUUGUGUAGAUCCUGUUGUGUGGGAGCUUUUUUGACUGUUCCUAAUAUUGAGAUUUGUUGCACAGUAUAACCACCAUUCUGCAAGAAAAGCCCCUUGUUCUCUGUGGAGACUAAAAGGAAGGAGUUGUAAUGAGAAUUAUAGCAUAAUUCAACCAUCAUUAUUUUACUCAACUUACCAGGGGAAGAAAACAUUAAUGAGCAAAGGAAAUGUUAACAGGGACUGAUGUGAUAAGAUACCUUGCUCUCUGUGAAAAGUGGCAAAUAUUUGGAGUGUGGGUAACAGAGUUUUUACUGUUCUUGUGUUUAUAUUAUAAAAGUAGGUCUUUUUCAGUUUUUAUCGAUGUUGGGCAAAAUUGGUUUAUUUUGAUUAUCAAAAAUCUUCACAAGGUGCAUCGCUUUAGUCUCUAUAAGCACAACUUGCUGAACGUAUUGAGAACUUUUCCAAACCAUGUUGUAAGAGAAUGUGAUUUGAAUGCUGUAACAACAUCCACGUCAGCCAGCACACUAUUCCUGUCAUUUCUGAACUUGUCAUCAGAGUAGUUAAAUGGGAAACUUACAGUAGGAUUGCCAUUUACCUCAGGGCUUUCAUCAAGGCUAAUGGCUUUCUAUAUUGCUCACUGUCCUUGCAAUGCAUCACAAAUCAUUUCCAAAACCCUCCAGUAACUGCAUGCUAUAAAUCUGGCAUACAUAUGGUGGAGUUCUCACUGCUGGGGUUCUCUGGUGUAAUAAGCUUAAUUUUGCAUACUUGCUCACUAGGGACCCGAUCAGCUUGAUUCAACAUUGUCCGGAUUGCAGGACUGCUGAACAGAUUCAGACAGCCUCCUCUUGUGUUUCCAUUCAUUUUCGUUGUAGUUCUAUGGUGACAUCUGUACUGUGGGAGGAGUUGAGACUGGAAGUUUAAACUUUAUAUCUGAUGUACUAUGUGGAUAUUCUGCAAUCCAACAGUUCAGAAUUCCCCUCAAUUAUUUCUUUGGCAUGCCUUUCAUUUUCUUUAACAUAAAUAUUCAUUCUUUUAUUUAACCCUGUUUCUACCUGCACUUUGACCCUUCUGUACUUUUCCAACUCCAUCAUGUCACUGACAACGACACAUCUCUAAGACAUGAAAAUCAACAAACUGCAGAUGCUGGCAAUCUGAAAUCAAAACAGAAAAUGCUGGAAACACUCAGUAGGUCAGGCAGCAACUGUGGAAAGAGAAACAUACCUGAAAUGUUAACACUGUUUCUCUUUCCACUGAUGCUGCCUGACCUGCUGAGUAUUCAUCAACUUCUGCUCUUAACUUCUGAACACAAAUGGUAUUUGUCAGUAGUCAGUAUUAACUUGUUGAACUGAUUUUGACAAGUGGACUUUCGAAGAUGUUUCCUAAAUUCUUUUGGUUAAAACUGAAAAAUUCAAUGGCUGUUUAAAAGUUACACUAAUUAUUCUUCACAUUUGACCUUAAAUAAUGUUUUGCUCUUCUCAGCCACAUGGAGGGAGAACAGUUUGUGAAAGGUUGCCAGAGAUUUUUUAAAAAAAGAUGUUUCCCUAAAGUUGAAGUCUCUGAAGGGUGAAUGUAUAUAAAUGUUUGACCAGCACACUGUAUUUUACAGUAUUUUACUUCUCAGAUAUUAUAGCAUAGAGUUAAGCUUCAUGAUCUAGUCUUGGAGUUCCUCAAAUCACAAAGAAAUCUUAGGUGAUUAAUAUUUAACCCUCACAAUUUAGAGACAGUCCUGGAUCAUCGCCAGUGCAGUUGAGUGUUCACAGGUUGGGAAUAAUAGGUAGAAACAGUGGUGUGUUAGGAGCGACCAGUGAUUUACAUUGCCUGGAGUACACAGGAUGGGGCACUGAAUUCAGUGGUUGAUCAGGCUUAGGUAAACUUUUCUUGACUUUCUGUAUAUUGUCUUUGUUCACACAGCUUAAGGCAUUAGGAAAUAUUGGGAUUGUUACUACAGUUGUUUUCCUUUUCUUGGUUGGUAAUUGCACAACCCAUUGGUACCACUGAGCUGUGUCAACCAGGAAAGUCCCAUAUUGAAGCAGAAAACAAACCGCUGAAGGAGCUCAGUGGGUUGAGCAGCAUCUGUGGAGGCGGGGGAGGGGAGGAAUUGUCGACAUUUGGAGUCAAGACCCUGCAAGAGGACCGAGAGUGGAGAGGGAGGGGUGGGACAGGAGCCAAUAGGUGAUUACCAAUGGGGACCUCCAGCAGAUUGUUCUUUUGCUCCAGAUUCCAGCAUCAGUAAUCUGUUCUGUCUUCAAGUCCCAUAUUGGGUUCCCAGUGUUAGUAUGUCAGUCAAGGUGACAGUGGAGCUCCGGGGUUGACCUCAGCACGUGAGGCCAGGGAGAGACAAGAAAGGUCAGCUAAGGUUGGACAAGAUAUCAUCAGGCACCCUAAAGUGAGACUGUACUUACUGAACUGGAUAUUGUGUUAUGUAAAGAAAUGUUAGCAGAGCAUGUUGUCAUACUUAAGGAUGGUGACCUUUGCACAGUGGCAUAGAUAUUCAGGACAAUGUUUGCGAGUUUUACAUGAAAUAAUUGGGAAAAUCUGGCUCUUCGAAUCGCCCGUAGAUAGAUAUCUUUAAGUAUUUUCCCCAUGCUAGAGAUUGCCUUGGGUCCUCCAUCACCACACCAACCCCCACAUCCCCUCAACACCACGUAACCUCAGCACCUCCCCAGCAGUUCAUAACAAUUAUCACCGCCUGCACUGCCACUGCCUACCAAUUGUAAACCUCUCUACUCACCUGAUGUGUUGACUUUCCCUGGGUAUCUCUCCAACUCUGCCUCCCCCACACUCCCCAACCUCCUUGCCAGCAGCCCAUCCACAACAUACUUAAACUCCUACACACACACUGCAGUGGCAUUAAACUUGCAAGGCCAAUCCUUUUGUGGCACCUUGGUUCCCCUGCAGCAUUAAACAUGUAUUGUCUGCUUCCAGGGUCUUUCCCAGCACAGAAUAGUAUUUCUUGGUUUAGUGGGGUUAAUCAGUUUAAAUUAAAUGAGCAGCACUGCUUAAUGUGUUUGAUAAUCUUCCCCUGGUAACCUUAAUGGUCUUAACUCAUGUUUUUGUAUACAAAAUAUUAAGAGGGAUAGAUAGAGUAGACAGCCAGCACCUCUUUCCCAGGGCACCAAUGCUCAAUACAAGAGGGCAUGGCUUUAAAGUAAUGGGUGGGAAGUUCAAAGGAGAUAUCAGAGGGAGGUUUUUUACCCAGAGAGCGGUUGAUGCAUGAAAUGUGCUGCCUGGGGUAGUGGUGGAGACAGGUACGUUUGUCAAGUUCAAGAGAUUGUUAGAUAAGCAUAUGGAGGAAUUUAAAAUAGGGGGCUAUGUGGGAGGAAGGGGUUAGAUAGUCUUAGGUGUGGUUUAAAGGUCGGCACAACAUGGUGGGCUGAAGGGCCUGUAUUGUGUUGUAUAGUUAUAUGGUUCUAUCGUAUGUUUUACAGUGGUAGAUUAGGCAAGGGUGCAAAGGGUUUAAACUGCACUGCUGUAAUUUCAGGGAGGCAGCAGUUCAAAGUUAUCUGACAGUGAAGAACAACAGAUGAACACGAGGUUUAUCUGAAAGAAAUGACUAAGAUCAGGGAAUAAUAAAUAACUAAAUGGGAAGUUGCAAAUAGCUGCAGAUUUUAGAGUUUUUAUUUUACUUAAUUAGUUGCCACAGUCAAUAAAAGGGGCCAAUUUUAUUUAUUCAAGUUCCUUUGUAUGAUCUCUGAUUUUCACAGUCCUACAACGUGGCAUCCAGGUUAUCCUUAAAUUAUUGCUGAAUGAUGUACUCCAGUAUGUAGGUGAAUAUGUUUUCCAUUUUAGCUGCAUUGUAAAAGGGUGGUUGACUUCAGAUGUGCUGCGAGAAAUAGUUUGUCUUCCCUGUUGAUAUUUGCUAAUACUGUAACAUUAAAUGGAUAAAUAUACUAAAACUACAUUCCUUCACAUCACAAAAAGGAAUGAAUUCUAAAUAAAAGAAAACACUGGAGAUUCUAAAACUAUAAGUAGUUACAAGGGUUAAUCAAUUUGCUGAGAAAGCAGUUGAUUAAAAUCUAUAUGUUGCAUGUCUUACUUCUGCUAACCUUGUGAAGGUGGUUGUUAACUCUUAGAAAGCCAAUCACAGUCGAAACUUGGCAGCUGUAAUUGUCCAGCUUGCUCAGAUGAGUAUGGGGCAGCAGACGAUCACAACCAGAAGAGAGAUAAUAGGAUAAUUUGCUGGGGGGUAGAUAUUUCUGUUAAAACAAUUAUAACAUUAUGAAGAGAAUAUAAUUUUAAUGAUGAAGGUUGCAGGUCAGAUGCAAGAAUGCACACUAGGGGCAAUAAUGUGCUUGCUUAUAUCAUGAUGUUUAGUGAAGCAGAGAUAAUAAAUUGCCUGUGAAACAGACCAUUAAAUUUAUGCUAAUAUUUGUCAGUUUACAAUUCAGACCAUAGUUUCUCCCUUUAUUCUGUCUGGUUUGCAUUAUUAUCAAUGUUAACUGAGUGUACUUUAUGAUAUAUAUAUAAAUUAUAAUAUAAAUUACUUUCUUCCAGUAUAAGACUCUAUUGCUGCAGGAGGAGGCUUAUAUUACUAAUUGAAAUUCCCAACAGCAUGCUAUUGGGAUGGUCUAAUUAUGGUCUGAUUUUGUCUUCCUCUGCCAGAAAAGUCAUCCAAGAUGAUUGCAAAGAUUCUUAAUGUCAGGAAAUUCCUGUCAUUGUAAUUUCAAGAGGGAACUGCUCCUUAAUUUGUCCAAAAAGCAGUGAUCUUCUGUAUGACAUGAAUGAAGUUGCACUGCUAGGACAGAAUUUGAGUACGAGCUUACAACUGUAGAUAAUUUAACAUUUUGCUUCCUUUGCAUUUUCCACACUUUCUCUUAAUUUAAGGACAGGAUAUGUGCCGAUAAUGAAGGCUUCCAGAUAAUGAUAUAUAGAUGAAUUUGAUAUGCCUGAUGUUUGUGUUAGAUUCAGACUUGCUGAAGACUAUUUGCUGAUCCUUUGUUGAAAAUUGCAAGUAUAAUUUGGUAAGAGAAGUGCUAACUCUGGCAUUAGUUUUCCAUUUGAUCCAUUUCUCCCUGGAAUCCUGAUCUUUACAACUCCAUCUGAUCUGAGGCACGUUAAUUUCCUAUUUACAACACUGGUUUACAGUGGAAUAAGAUCAGUUUUUUUAAGUUAAAACAAUCAGAUAGAAAUAGUAGGAAAUAUUACAUUGGUACGAGACAAUUGAUGAGAUUAUUUCACAAGUGUAAAAAUCACAUACAGUCAUUUCUUGACGUACAAAAGGAAGGUCUUUCUGGAGAAUAUUUCAUUAAACAAAAUUAUGUAAACUGAAAAUGGUGGGCAAAAUGCUUUAUGGGUACUUUGGCACAGGAUAUUUCUGUGGGUGGACAAUGAAGUGUUGUUCAUUGUAGCAAAAAAUAGAUCUAUUAAUUGAAAGCACAUACACCCCCAAAGAAUCGUGGAGUUACAGUGAAAAUCCAUAAAUUGAACAUAAUGCAGUAGGUUAGAGUGAAAUAAUUGAUUAUGGUCUUGAUAAUCUUGUCCUGCUGAGGUUUGGCCAGUGACUUGCAAAGUAGAUGCUUUUCCAUGAAAAACUGGUAUCUUUGAAACAGUUGGAGUGAUAGUUUUUGUGAAUAUCACAUAGGAUUUCAUGUCUGACAGCUCAGUCUGUGGUACAUCAUCAAAAUUAAAUUUGGUUGUAAUUCUUCAGUAUUCUGAUAAUUCAGUCAUUACCAUUAUUAGCAUCAACACAGGUAAAACCAACAGCAAGGAAGGAGGUUAAAAAAGGAAGUGGAGAUGGGCAUGUCAGGAUUCGCAUGAAUCACCAUAAAAAAAACAAGCUGAUUUUUUAAAAAUCUAAAACAAAACAAAGCAAUAUCACAGGAUCACAAGACAAGGGAGCAGAAGUAGGCCAUUCAGCCCAUCGAGUCUGCUCCAAGGAAAAGGGCAAAAGAAAAAGAAAUGAGAAAUGGGGGGGGGGGGGGGGGGGGAGGAAAAAAAACUAUUCUAAUCCCAAUUUCUGGCCUUAUCCCCAUAUCCCUUGAUACCCCGACUAUUUAGAUAUCUAUCUAUCUCUUCCUUAAACGCCUCCAAUGAUGUGGCCUCCACUGCUGUACGUGGCAAGGAGUUCCACAAAUUCACCACCCUCUGGCUAAAGAAAUUUCUCCUCAUCUCUGUUUUGAAACUGUACCCUCUAAUUCUAAGAUUGUGCCCUCUGGUCCUGGACUCACCCACCAAGGGAAACAGCCUAGCCACAUCUACUCUGUCCAGUUCUUUCAACACUUUAACUGUCUCUAUGAGGUCCCCUCUCAUUCUUCUGUACUCCAGUGAGUACAGUCCAAGAGCCGACAAACGCUCAUCGUAUGUAAGCCCUAUACUGCAGAAACUGAAAUAUGAAAUAGAAACAGAGCUAGAAACGGAGUUAGCAUUUCAUGUUGUUGGGAUUUCAUCAGAAACGUGAAUAGUUGGGGAAGAACUAGUCAAUGACCAUCAGUCAUCAUGCAGAGACCCAACAUAAAAUUGCUAUUUGGAAUUCAGAAUUGAUACCAAGCUGAGAUUUUGUCAAGGUUUCACUAUCCUAGUCAUUGUUUGUGGCAAGCACAGAGAUUCAAUUAAACUCCUUUAUUGAUUUUUGUGUUAUUAUUGUAAAUCUUUGGUGGCCACAAAAUGAUGUUAAUAACAAGUCAGCAGAGAAGGACUAUUCUUUAUGGAAUUGAGAUCAGAGGUAGAAAUUUGUGUUCAGUUGUAUACAAUGCUGGACAUAUAUUAUUGACAGUUUCCCUGUUCCAUUGUGUAUCUGGUACAUGUGACCAAUGAUGAAUUUGUUCCCAAGGUCCUCUACAUCUAACGCUUUCAGACUUGGAAACAGUUAACUCUCCAGGUAUUAAUACAGAGAGAGACACCUUAGCAGUGGCCUAGAUGAUGAUAGAGAUGAUUGUGGUAAAAUGAAUUUGAUUAAGUCAGAGCGAGAGGGAAGAACUUCUCUUUAAGAUCCUUUGGUCAAUCAGUUUUACGAAUAGGAAAAUGAACUGUAGACUAUUAUUCUUCAGCACGAUAUCUCAAUAGACUCUUCACCAUGACGCAGGUCAGGGUUCAACAACCAUGACACCAAUUGAACAAGAACGAAAAAAAUAAACAAUUGGCAUUUCCAUAACAUAAGAUAAAAUAUCUUCCUUAGAACCAUAUCUCAGGUGGCUCUCUAAAAUGGACACGACUCCCUUUCAAAAAUCCUAUAUUGAGGAAGCAGCUUAUUAUAAAGUUAGACAAAAGACUGAUCACUAGUGUCAAAUCUGAGGAGCAAGGGUCAAACCCAUGAGCAUGCUUUGUCUUCCAGGUGGCUUUGUUUUCUUCCCCCCCCCCCCCCCCAAAUACCAGGUCCAUUUAACAAUGAAGUUUGUUAUAAUUUUCAUAGAAACAGCACAUCUUCUUUAGGACACUGUGUGGUUUAAUUGCCAGUAUUUUACAUGAAUGGAAUAAUUUUUCAGAUUCAUUUUCUUCCAGAGUAACUCAAUGUACAUUGAUAUGGGUGAAGAACAUUCCUGAAUCUCACAACUUAAGUGAGAGGUCCCCUGAGCUUCAGUUUCCCUUGGAGACACAAGAGACUGCAGACAGUCCAGAUGAAGGGUCUUGACCCAAAAUGUCGGCUGUUCAUUUCCCUUCAUAGAUGCUGCCUGACCCACUGAGUUCCUCCAGCACAUUGCGUGUUGCUUCAGUUUCACUUAGUUGUUGGUUUACAAAUAAUGGAAAAUUAAGUAAAAAUGUGCUGAUCCAAGUUCAGAUUCUCCCCCCAUUCAAACUUGACAAGUGGAAAAUUCAUCCCAUCUUUUCCACUGGAACUUCAUUUUUUUUGGCCAAAUCCAGAGGAUCUCUUGUGACCCAUCCAGCACUCUUCGAGAGCUCUUCUGCUGGAGACAAUGUCAUCUUAACCUACAGCUCUUUCAGUGCUAUUUUUCUAUUUAGCUUCAAUUCCUCUUCCUUUGUGAUCUCUUUCAGAGGUUGAGCAUCUUCUGCAUUGAUGUGCAAUGAAUGUGAGAAAAUCUUCCAGAAAAUAGGGCUUGGUUUAAGAGGAAACAUGUUCAAAUGGCAGAGAUAUUAAACAAGAUAAACAAUUUCCUUCCCUCCCUCCAAUAAUUUGUAAAGCUGUUUGGAAUAAUCCCAUCAUAUUAUGUAUGUUACAUAAGCUUGAAGUAUGUGCAUAACCCCAACAUAUAAUUUCAUAAGUUUAUAGUACAUGCCUUGUACAAAAUAAAUAUUUCUUGACAGAUAUAUUUUGGACAGAAAUGCCAAAUUAUUUCAUCUCUAGUGUAGCGGUUAGCAUAACACUAUUACAGCGCCAGAGACCUGGGUUCAAUUCUGGGCAUUGUCUGUAAGGAGUUUGUAUGUUCUUUCCGUGUCUGCGUGGGUUUCCUCCCACAUUCCAAAGACGUACAGGUUAGGAAGUUGUGGGCAUGCUAUGUUGGCACUGGAAAUAUGGCAACACUUGCGGGCUGCCCCAGCUCAGCGCAAAAGAUGCAUUUCACUGUGUGUUUUGAUGUACAUAUGACUAAUAAAGAUAUCUUAUUUAAAUAAUUAGCCAUUUCUCCUGCGUAGUCAAUGUAUUACCAUGAGGAAAAAAUUUUCAAACUGGCGGCUAACCAAGUAUGGUGACAUCUCAGUAUGCAUGACCAGCUUUAAUUGUACUUUUUUAAUGCAAGUGUGGUGAAUUUGCAAGUCAUUUAAGAUGUAGGCAAAGAGGUCCAGCUCUGUAGGCUUUAAUAAUAGUGCAUUGCAACCAAACCAGAUGCCAGUCAUUGAAUUGGAGGAGCCAAAGGAUAGCUCUGGUGAAAGCUUACUGGUUUUCAAUGAGUACAAGUGUUGAUUAUUGAAGUCAAAAUUAAAGACUUUCAUGAGGUAGCCAAAGUAAAAGCCCUUUACAUCUGAUCAGAAGUAUUAAGGGCCAUGGAAGGUGGUGGAUGAAGGAUUAAGCUCAACAUGCUGCAUUUCGGGAACAGGUUAGUGCUUCCAUUGUGGGACUCUACAAGCCUAGGAGGCUGAUAGGAAUGUAUCUUCUCCAGGCUUUUGGUACCAUAUACAAGUCAGAAUUUCCACCUUGAAUACAAGUGUCUUCUGUAAGCAGGAAGCAGAGGCUACGUGCUGCCAUAUAAAAGUAUAUUUUAAAGAAAUGAGGUUUAUAUGUUUCAGAGGCUUUACACUUGAAGAAAUCCUGUAUAUAUUUCUGAGUUUCUGUAUUUAUUUCUGAAUGUUAAAAAAAUUGUAUGUUUUGACAAAAAAAAUCCUGAAAUCUCUUGUAAAUGUACUUGCCUUGAGAUCUGUCUUUUGUUUUUGUUUCUGUUUAAAAAUAAAAAGGCAAAAUUCUGGC
Pristis pectinata (smalltooth sawfish) is the source of this 12728-nucleotide messenger RNA. RefSeq names its product dual specificity phosphatase 3a (gene dusp3a). Bases 284 to 838 code for a protein of 184 amino acids. Gene Ontology annotation, cellular component: cytoplasm. The transcript has 4 exons. NCBI's taxonomy places the organism in Eukaryota, Metazoa, Chordata, Chondrichthyes, Rhinopristiformes, Pristidae. Gene Ontology annotation, biological process: negative regulation of MAPK cascade; protein dephosphorylation. Gene Ontology annotation, molecular function: protein tyrosine/serine/threonine phosphatase activity; MAP kinase phosphatase activity. The record is from RefSeq and is a predicted model, not a curated record.